This is a messenger RNA of Chiloscyllium plagiosum (whitespotted bambooshark), 2856 nucleotides long. Lineage: Eukaryota; Metazoa; Chordata; Chondrichthyes; Orectolobiformes; Hemiscylliidae. The record is from RefSeq and is a predicted model, not a curated record.
AUAUUUGAAUUAAGGCUGUAAUGAGCUCAGGACCUGAGUAGCCAUGGCAAAACCCAAACUGGGCAUCAGUGAGCAGAUUAUUACUGAUAGGUACUGCUUGAUUGCACAUCAAUGACUCCUUCCAUCACUUUAUUAAUGAUCAAGAGUAGACUGAUGGGUCAAAAUCCCCCCUAGACCUCCCUUCCUAACAGUAUUGUGUGUGUGCCUACCACCCUAUAUUCUGCAGCAGAUCAAGGACAUCUCACCACCACAUUCUGUAAGGCAUUGAAGUUGUUAGCAAAUAGGAGGGCUAGCUUCUGAGGCAUUCUCUUCAUUUUCUCCACAACCCAUGCCAAAUUAAUUUAAUGCUCUUAUCAAAAGUAGGAGAACCCACAAUAUCCUUACAUUGGUCUUGGUCCACAGCUCCUGGCAGGAAUAUUAAAGCUCUGCUGUUAUCAUACUUUGACUUAAGUGACAUGAAUUUAACAAUGCAAAUACAAAUCCCUCAUACAUGGGAACUGUAAAAACAUGAUAACGGCGUGAGUGUUAAGAGAAGCCCAUCUGAUUAUUCUGACAAUGUGGUUACUGCCAAGAACCAAAGGCCCUUCACAGAACCAACUUGCAGUAACUCCGGGAAAGUGCGCAGUCGGCCCGCCCUGACCCACAGAGGACUUCCUGCACAUGGAACGGCGACGAGUAACGUUGCUGAAGCUGCUAUGGCAUUAAAUCUUCUAAGAGUGUUUCAUUUUCUUUCGUCGGACUUACUGACAUACAAUGUUUUACAAAUCGUGAAGCGACAGCUGUGUUCCUGCAAAAGCCUUAACAAAAUUCUGUAUCCACAAUAUAACAAGACUUUGUCAGUAGGACCUCUAAAGGCAUGGUAUCAUCAGAUUCCACAUAAAGGAUACCACAACCUGGUCAGAGACCAGCCUUGUGACACCUUGGGAACAGAGUGUCUCCAUGGGGAUGCUGGGGAGAACCUUAAUUUGGACAACAAGCAGAAUGGAUCCUCCAAUGAGCAGGAGUUUUUGAAACAUUUGAACAACUAUAAAACUGCGAAGCACAUCUUUAAACUUCUGAACUCUUCAGGUGCAUUUACGGAUACAAUGGCUGCUGCUGCAUUGCUUAAAAUAUCGCAGAUUGAAAGAGAUGGGAGUAGUCUGAAAAGCCCUGCGGACCUACUGGAGAAUGAAGCUUUCAAGGCAUUGUGCUUCCAGUUCGAGCACGAGUCUUUGAGGCUCAGCAGUGCAGCACUGGUGACUGCUCUGUAUGCUUACGUUCAACUGUAUGUGGACCCACAGAGCACGCUCAUGGUGCGACUGGUGUCAGAAUGUCAGAUGCGGCUUAAUAACAGACAGAUGUCCAUUAAAGACUUGUGUUUGCUGGGCAAGGCCUUGCUGGACUUGGAAGGCCCGGGGUAUAGAAUGUUUAAGCAAGUAAUGGAUGAAAUUCAAAGAAUGAAAAUUGUUAAUUGGACAUCUGAAGAGAUAGUAAUGGUUUAUAAUUUGCUGGAGGCUAGUAUGGGAGAAGGAGGAAAUUAUCAGCAGUUGCUGAACAAAAUGAAUACCCAUACCGUUCAUUUAGUUUCCAAAUUGAGUCGUAAAGCCAAAAAUGACAUCCUGAAAGCAAUGGUUGUCCUUAAACAAACCCAAGCACUUCCUUUGGUGAUUAAUCUAUGCAAACAUUCAGUGAGACAUGUUCCUCAAUUCUCAGACCAGGAGCUCAUUGUGGUACUGAAUGCUCUCAUGUACUUUGGACACAGUGACAGAUUUUUUGUUGACACUUUGGAGCAAAAUGUCCCCAAAAAAGCCUUUGUCUUAAAACCAGAGGCAAUCAGUAAAGUGAUGCAAUACUGCAGCCAACGGCGAAUCCUGUCACUUCCCAUAUUUGAUGCAGUCGCUGAGAGUUUUGUUUACAAUUCAGAUAAUUUUACAACUGAAGAAAUUGCCUUACAAAUUAUGCCGUUUGGCAAGUUGAAUUAUCUGCCACCAAAUGCUGGCCAGCUCUUCCGAAAGAUUGAAAACUUAUUAAGAGGACGAUUUUCACAAUUUCAGCCACGUACUUUGUUGAACCUUCUUCACUCCUGUAUAUUAAUAGGACGCUUUCCUGUGAAUUUUGUAGCCAAAAUCUUUAGUCCAUACUUUCUGCAGCAGCUGGAAGCAGAAGGAACAGGUUUUGACAAGUUUGUCCUUGCCCAGUUGACUCAGCUCUUCAUGACUAUGAAACUGGAGUGCCGAACCUAUGAGGGUCCCAGCCUUCCUUCAAAGUAUCGAGUGAAAUCUUUCAUUACACCAGGGCGUUCAGUGGAAAGCCUUGUGGAUGAUCAUCUCUACAACAAAGUUAAGAAUGCCCUGAUUGAUCUUCUCGGAGCAAGGAAUUACUUUGCCUCCCGUUUGCUGACACCAUAUGGCUAUACAUUAGAUGUUGAGAUUAAAUUGGAUGAAGAAGGAUAUGUGCUCCCUGCCUCUCAGCGCGAAGAGGUAUUCCGAAGAGUAGCACUCUGCAUUGAUGACCAGAGAAGGUACUCUGCAAAUACUCAAAAUCUACUCGGUAAGGAAACUAUCAAACAGAGGCAACUACGGCUGCUGGGCUACGAUGUUGUACAGAUUCCAUUCUACGAAUUUGACAAGCUACAGAACAGUAAGGAGAUGGUAGAAUACCUUCACAAGAAGAUCUUUCCAUACAGCUACAGACUUGCUUGGUGAAAAAAGCUAAAACAUAGCCAGUUAAUUUCCACUUUACACAAUGCAAUGCCAGCAUUUUGCAUUGGUGGCCACCUUACAGCAAUGUUUACCUACUAUUUAGCAUCUUGAUUACAGUCAUGUAAAUAAAACUAUUACUGAAAAUAAUGUAUAAAAAUAAACUCCUUAAAUAAUA